Trichosurus vulpecula (common brushtail) is the source of this 3716-nucleotide messenger RNA. RefSeq names its product TSR1 ribosome maturation factor (gene TSR1). Gene Ontology annotation, cellular component: preribosome, small subunit precursor; nucleus. Bases 24 to 2417 code for a protein of 797 amino acids. The record is from RefSeq and is a predicted model, not a curated record. Gene Ontology annotation, biological process: maturation of SSU-rRNA from tricistronic rRNA transcript (SSU-rRNA, 5.8S rRNA, LSU-rRNA); endonucleolytic cleavage of tricistronic rRNA transcript (SSU-rRNA, 5.8S rRNA, LSU-rRNA); ribosome biogenesis. Lineage: Eukaryota; Metazoa; Chordata; Mammalia; Diprotodontia; Phalangeridae. The transcript has 15 exons. Gene Ontology annotation, molecular function: U3 snoRNA binding; GTP binding; GTPase activity.
GGUCCGCACACGUGGGGAGGAAGAUGGUGGUUCAUCGCUCCGGCCCGCUCAAGCAGCAGAAUAAGGCUCACAAGGGCGGGCGCCACCGGGGUCGGGGUUCGGCGCAGCGGGACGGCAAAGGUCGCGUGGCCGUCAAAGUCCUGAGCAAGAAGGCGAAGAAGGAACUGAGCCGAGUAGACCAGAGGCACCGGGCCAGCCAGCUCCGGAAGCAGAAGAAGGAGGCGGUUUUGGCAGAAAAGCGGCAACUGGGCAGCAAGGAUGGACCACCUCAUCAGGUGCUGCUCGUGCCCCUGCACGGGAGGGUUUCCCUGGGUGAGGCUUUGCAGCUGCUCCAGGACACAGACAAGAAGGUUGUGCCUGUGGGGGAGCAGGCCGGGAUGCCGAGCUUCAUGCUGCUUUGUCCUCAGCUGAAGCGUAGAUGGUUCUUUACAUCUGCGAAGCCAGGGGAUCUGCACACUGUGUUGGACCUUGCCAAAGUGGCUGAUACCAUCCUGUUUAUCCUGGAUCCGGUGGAGGGCUGGGACAGCACAGGCGAUUACUGCCUCUCUUGCCUCUUUGCCCAAGGGCUUCCUACCUAUUCUCUAGCUAUCCAGGGAAUUGGGGGCCUUCUCCUAAAGAAACAAGCAGAUUCUAAGAAGAAGCUGAGCAAGGCCUUAGAGAAGCGAUUUCCAGGACACAGGCUGCUCCAUUUGGAUACCCAGCAGGACGCCUUGCUGCUCCUUCGACAGUUGGCUAACCAGAAGCAGCGGCAUCUGGCCUUCCGAGACCGGCGUUCCUACUUGUUUGCCCACAUGGCUGACUUUGUGCCCAGCCAAGAGAGCAGCUUGGUGGGCACCUUAAAAGUGUCAGGCUACGUUCGUGGGCAGACUCUCAAUGUAAACCGUCUCUUGCAUAUCAUUGGGCAUGGCGAUUUCCAGGUCAAGCAGAUUGAUGCCCCUGCAGACCCUUUUCCUCUAAAUCCCAGAGUGAUUAAGGCCAGCAAAGGCUCGGACAUGGCGAUGCAGAUCGAUGCCGAUGGUGUAGUGGAGAUGGAGGAAGAUCUCAAGGUCCUAGUGAAAGCAGACCCUGCUCGACAGGAAUCUCUCCAGUCAGAGGUCAUUCCAGACCCCAUGGAGGGAGAACAAACCUGGCCCACCGAGGAGGAGCUGAACGAGGCAAAGGACUUCUUAAAGGAGAGAACCAAAGUGGUGAAGAAAGUCCCCAAAGGAACAUCUAGUUACCAGGCUGAAUGGAUUUUGGAUGAGGAAGAGGGCAGCAGUGAGGAGGAGGAGGAGGAUGCAGAGGCUGAGGAUUUCAUGGAGGAGGAAGAUUCUGAGGCCGAGGGGAGUGAAGAAGAAUGUGAGACCAUGACCUUAGGGGAAUCCGUUCGGGAUGAUCAGUAUGAUGAAAAGAUUGAUGAAGAGGCUGAGGAACAAAUGCUGGAGAAAUAUAAACAGGAAAGGCUGGAGGAGAUGUUUCCAGAUGAAGUAGACACCCCCCGGGACAUAGCAGCAAGAAUCCGAUUUCAGAAAUACAGAGGCCUCAAGAGCUUCCGCACGUCCCCGUGGGAUCCCAAGGAAAAUCUGCCUCAGGAUUAUGCUCGGAUCUUUCAAUUUCAGGACUUUUCCAGAACUAGGAAACGGAUCUUUAAGGAGAUUGAGGAAGGGGUCUCUGAGGGGGCUGAGGUUGGCUGGUACGUCACCCUGCACAUCUGUGGAGUUCCUGCCUCGGUGGGUGAGAGCCUCAGCCAGGGAGCACCUCUGAUUGUGUUUUCCCUGCUACCACAUGAACAGAAGAUGUCGGUGCUCAAUAUGGUGGUGAGGAGACACCCUGGUAACCUGGAACCUGUGAAAUCCAAAGAGGAGAUGAUCUUCCAUUGUGGCUUCCGGCGCUUCCGGGCCUCACCGCUGUACUCCCAGCACACUGCAGCGGAUAAGCACAAGGCUGAGCGGUUCCUUCGUUCUGAUGUGGCCUUGGUGGUGACAGUUUAUGCCCCAAUCACCUUCCCUCCGGCCUCAGUGCUGCUCUUCAAACAGAAGCCGGAUGGCAAGCACAGCCUCAUUGCCACAGGGUCUCUUCUGUCUGUGGAUCCAGACAGGAUGGUCAUCAAGAGACUUGUGCUGAGUGGGCAUCCUUUCAAGAUCUUAACCAAAAUGGCAGUAGUCCGUUACAUGUUCUUUAACAGAGAGGACGUUCUAUGGUUUAAACCAGUGGAAUUGAGAACUAAAUGGGGUCGCAGAGGACACAUCAAGGAGCCACUUGGUACUCAUGGCCACAUGAAGUGCACAUUUGACGGACAGCUGAAAUCUCAGGACACCGUGUUGAUGAAUCUGUACAAACGUGUCUUCCCCAAAUGGACUUAUGAUCCCUAUGUGCCAGAGCCCCUGCCCUGGUCAAAAGAUGAAACCUCCCCAGAGCUAGAAGUGGACAUGGAAUAAGGGCCUUCAUGAGCUCUUUGGGGGCAGAUUCUCUUCCCCUUUGCUAAGUGUGGUCCUAGUGCCUGAGUUGAGCUCCCUCCUCCUUGGGGCUCCUGUAGGAAAGGGAUGGGCAGGGUGAAAGCAUGGGCGUCUGUUAUUUCAGAGGGUGCUGAGCCUCCUCACACUCUGGUUGCUUCAGCCAUCUCAGGGAGGUCAAGUCCACGUUCCCCCCACUGAGAACCACACAGACGUCUUGGGUGGCUGGCACCUCUUUCUGGAAUGGCUCACUCAGCACUGCAGCAACUCCCACUGCAGCUGAAGGCUCGAUGAGAAGCUUCAUCCUCUCCCACACCAGCUGGGUGGCGUGCUGUGGGCCAAAAGAGAGAUCCUGUGUUGAGCAGGGGCCUAACAAGAGGGCACAGGUGCUGCCUGGCCCUGCCCAGAGGCAUUUCUUCACUGCUUUGUGUCUGUCACUUCUGCCCUACAGCUUGGUGAUGGCAUCAUGUCCCUACUCCCCUGGAACCUCCCUGCUGUGUCCAUGCUUCAUGCACUGGGCACCAGACAGCUCUGCCUGUGGUAGGGUGGGCCCCAGUGCUCCCCCAGGUCCUUGGCAUCUCCCCCACCCCCUCUGGUUUCUGAGGUUUCUCACCUUAAUUUCAUCCUCUGUGACGGUGAAGACUUUGUCCACCAGGUCCCUUAUAAUAGGCCAAGUGUUGGGACCAAUGCUUGAUUUAAGCCCAUCUGCUAUGGUGACUGGCGGAGAAGGGUUAGGGGUCAGUUCCCCUUUAAGCUUGGACUGGAAGCAGUCGUCUGCCUUACAUGGCUCGGCAGCGUACACUUUUACCUCUGAUCUCAGAGCCUGUCAGGAGAGCACUGAACGUCUGACACUGGAUGUGGCCCCAGGACAAGCCCAGCCACAGUCACGAUGCCAAGGGCCCUCCGAAGGGUGGACGUGACAAUAAAGCACCCUGCACCGUCCACUUGGCAUCUGCUCUGUGUCCUCUAAAGCCCGCCUCUGGGUGGGGUGUGAAAGUGAGCCCCCAGUGACUGAUGGGUCAGGUAGAGCCUAGCUCAGGGAUGGGUGGGUGGGUGGGUGUGUGCUCGAGCUGGGGCUUACUGCCUUUCUGAGGUGCGAUCAGCACUUGGUCUCGAGGAAAUUGGAUGGGGCGGGAAGGGGCUGAAGCUCCACAGGGCCUCCUCUUGUCAGCUGACCUACUUGGUACCUGGUAGGAGUUUACGUAAGGCCUUCUAGGGUUGAAAAUGUUCUUUUCUUAGUCACCUUUAAUAAAACUUUCAACUAAAAGUAGUUUGUUCAAAUGG